This is a messenger RNA of Copidosoma floridanum, 443 nucleotides long. RefSeq lists its product as uncharacterized. NCBI's taxonomy places the organism in Eukaryota, Metazoa, Arthropoda, Insecta, Hymenoptera, Encyrtidae. The record is from RefSeq and is a predicted model, not a curated record.
GACACUGGAGCAGCUAGUGUGGAUCCUUCGGUCGAUCGAUUUUGCUUUGGAAAAUGGCUCAUUCGUGGAGCUUUUUCGUCAUCUGCGCCCUGGCGUUGUUGCUAGCCGCUGUUCUGUGCGUUCACGCGAUGCCCCAGAAAAUGAUGGAGAUCGACGAGGAGGAGAACGAAAUGGAGACACUCAUGGAUUUGGAGGAGAUACUGGAGAUAAUAAGGAAACGCCUGCAACCCCUCAAGGAGUGUAUAAACGAAGCCGUCAAAGCUUGCGAGAACGAGUUGAAGAAAGGCUUUCGCGAAGGUUUCGCCUGUGUGUUCCAACAUAUUGCCGAUGGGAAGGGCAAAUGCGAGCACAAACCGGGUAAUUUUACCUCCGAGUUUUGAGUUGUUUAACUGUUUGUAACUAACUAUUGGUUGUUAAAAUAAAAUUUUGACGUCUUUCGAUUU